AUGUGGAAAGUGCUGAAGACGAUGACAGAUUGUACGAAAAGCGCGGUCAUGCUUGACGGAGAACUGUCAAAAUUCUUCGACAUUGAGCAGGGGGUCCCACAAGGUGGCGCGCUGUCCCCAACAUUGUUCCAGGUGUCCAUCGACCAUCUUUUGGAAGUCGUAGAGGCAGUCCGGCAGGGAGUAAAAGUAGGGGACACGGAAACGUCCGUUUCAGGAAUGCUGUUUGCGGAUGAUUUUGUCGGUAUGUCGGACACCCCUGAGGGACUGCAACUUAAAAUUGACGCGGCGAAGAAAUUUACUGAUAAGUGGAGAUUGCCUGCCAAUGUUAAAAAGAGUGCCGUCAUGGCAUGCAACGAGAACAAGGAGGAACCAGUAGAACAUAGAUGGAAGUGGGGGAUCGAGGAGACUGCAUUAGUGGACCAGUACACAUACCUCGGAGUAGAGAUUGCAAAAGACUGCUCGUGGAAUGCACACUUGUCCAAGGUAGCGGAAAAAGACAAAGCACGAGCAGGGAAGCUGCACCCAAUACUCGCAAACCGGCACCUCGAUACACGCAUCAAAUUGACGGUUUUGAAGAGCGUAAUCGUACCGCCGCUAGAGUACGCCGGAGAAUAUGGCAAGGAAAGAAGGACGGUAGACGACGAAGACGACGGGUUCAAAUGUGAUUGCGGCUUCGAAUGCGAAGACCGUGAAUGUCCGUUGUACAAGAAGGAGAGGGAAGUGUACGUGACUGAGCUGGGAAAAAUAGAUGGGACGUAUAGGGAGAUGUUUGAGGCAUGGAAUGGGAGGAAAGGACGGUAG
Molecule: messenger RNA, 801 nt
Organism: Ectocarpus sp. CCAP 1310/34
Lineage: Eukaryota; Phaeophyceae; Ectocarpales; Ectocarpaceae
Source: the annotation of a GenBank genome assembly